AUGUCCAAGUUGGUGAGAGAAUGCAAGGAGAGACUAAUGAAUGCAGCUCCUAGACAAGUUCCACUACCAUCAUCAGGACAGCAAGGGGGGAGUUCCGCCACAAGUAGCUAUGGGAUGAGUUAUCAUGCCUAUACACAAGCACAAACAGCAAGUGAUGGUGGAAAGAAGAGGAAAACAGCUGUUGGUUCAGUUGAAAAGGCCUUCCAAAACUCAGCUAGGGAGCAAUGCGAUAGUGAGGUUGCAAGGAUGUACUACACCGGUGGCUUAUCUUUCAACCUAGCUAGAAAUCCACACUAUCAGAACUCCUACAUUCGUGCUUCUACCCUUCCAGGCUACAUUCCACCAGGCUAUAAUGCUCUAAGGACCACACUUCUUGCAAAAGAAAGGAAAAAUAUUAAGCAUCAUUUAGAACCAAUCAAGAUUACUUGGAAAGACAAAGGUGUGAGUCUUUGUAGUGAUGGUUGGUCUGAUGCACAAAGAAGACCAUUGAUUAAUGUGAUAGCCACUUGUGAGAGUGGUCCGAUGAUGUUGAGGGCUAUAAACUGUGAGGGGGAAUUCAAGGAUCAUGCAUUGAUUGCAGACUUGAUUAUAGAUUCCAUCAAGGAAGUGGGUUGGGAAAAUGUUGUGCAAGUGAUUACCGACAAUGCUCCUGUUUGUUCCAAGGCCGGUGCCUUGAUAGCAAGUAAGUAUCCUACUAUUUUUUGGACACCAUGUGUAGUGCAUACUUUGAAUCUUGCUGUCAAGAAUAUUUGCACACCUUCAUUAGUUGCAAGCAAUGCGGAUGUGUUUGAUGCAUGUUGUUAUUUACAGCCAGUUUCUGAGGAUGUUAUGUUUAUCAAGAACUUCAUUAUGAAUCAUGGAAUGAGAUUAGUGAUGUUUAAUGACCAUUGCAAUUUGAAGUUGCUUUCGGUUGCUCCCACAAGAUUUGCAUCUACGUUAAUCAUGCUAAAGAGGUUUAGGCAAAUCAAAAAUGGUUUGAAACAGAUGGUCAUCAGUCCAAAGUGGGAUGAUUACAAAGAAGAUGAUGUUAGGAAGGCAGCUUCUGUGAAAGAGAAAUUAUUAGAUGAGUUGCUGUGGGAUGACAUUGAUUACAUCAUUUCUUUUACUGAGCCUAUCUAUGAGAUGAUCAGGAGAGCAGACACUGAUAGGCCUUCUCUUCAUUUGGUGUAUGAAUGGUGGGAUAGUAUGAUUGAGCAAGUGAAGAAAGCUAUCUAUAGGAAAGAAAGGAAGCAACCUCAUCAAGAGUCUCCAUUUUGA
Messenger RNA from Rosa rugosa (rugosa rose), 1257 nucleotides. RefSeq lists its product as uncharacterized. The coding region runs from base 1 to 1257 and encodes 418 amino acids. Lineage: Eukaryota; Viridiplantae; Streptophyta; Magnoliopsida; Rosales; Rosaceae. The record is from RefSeq and is a predicted model, not a curated record. The transcript has a single exon.